AACAAAUUCUGUGGAGAAAUCAGAGAAACCAGGAGUCACAUUUGGGGCAUUUCAUCUUUACUCAUUUCAGAAAAGUACCAACAUGUAUACUGGAGAGAAAUUCUACAAGUGCCCUCAAUGUAGGAAAGCUUUUAAUAAAAGCUCAAAACUCAUUUUACAUCAGAGAAUUCAUGUUGGAGAAAACCCUAAUGAAUGCAAUGACUGUGGGAAAGGUUUCCAUCAUAGGUCAAAACUUAACAUACAUCGGAGGGCACAUACUAGAAAAAAUCCUUAUCAAUGCAAUGACUGUGGGAAAAUGUUUAUUAAUGACUCAAAACUUAUUUUACAUAGGAGGAUACAUACUGGUGAGAAGCCUUUUAAAUGUAAUGAUUGUGGGAAAGUCUUCAGUCAUAGGUCAAAACUUAUUAUACACCAGAGAAUUCAUACUGGUGAGAAACCUUUUAAAUGUCAUGAUUGUGGGAAGGCCUUUAUUCGGAGUUCCCACCUCCUUCAACACCAGAGAAUUCAUACUGAUGAGAAGCCAUUUAAAUGUGAUGAUUGUGGGAAGGCCUUUAAGCAGAAUUCCCACCUCCUUCAACACCAGAGAAUUCAUACUGGUGAGAAGCCAUUUAAAUGUGAUGAUUGUGGGAAGGCCUUUAAUCAGAAUUCCAACCUCUCUGUUCACCAAAGAAUUCAUACUAGUGAGAGGCCAUUUCAAUGUAAUGACUGUGGGAAGGCCUUUAAUCGGAGUUCCCACCUCCUUCAACACCAGAGAAUUCAUACUGGUGAGAAGCCAUUUAAAUGUGAUGAUUGUGGGAAGGCCUUUAAUCAGAGUUCCCACCUCUUUAAACACCAGAGAAUUCAUACUGGUGAGAAGCCAUUUCAAUGUCAUGACUGUGGGAAGGCCUUUAAUCAGAGCUCCCACCUCCUUCAACACCAGAGAAUUCAUACUGGUGAGAAGCCAUUUAAAUGUCAUGAUUGUGGGAAGGCUUUUAAUCAGAAUUCCAACAUCUCUGUUCACCAAAGAAUUCAUACUAGUGAGAGGCCAUUUCAAUGUAAUGAUUGUGGGAAGGCCUUUAAACAGAGUUCCCACCUCCUUCAACACCAAACAAUUCAUACUGGUGAGAAGCCAUUUCAAUGUCAUGAUUGUGGGAAGGCCUUUAAUCAGAGUUCCCACCUCCUUCAACACCAGAGAAUUCAUACUGGUGAGAAGCCAUUUGAAUGUCAUGAUUGUGGGAAGGCCUUUAAUCAGAAUUCCAACCUCUCUGUUCACCAAAGAAUUCAUACUAGUGAGAGGCCAUUUAAAUGUAAUGAUUGUGGGAAGGCCUUUAAUCAGAGUUCACACCUCCUUCAACACCAGAGAAUUCAUACUGGUGACAAGCCUUUUAAAUGUAAUGAUUGUGGUAAGGCCUUCAGUCAAAGGUCAAAACUUAUUAUACAUCAGAGAAUUCAUACUGGUGAGAAGCCUUUUAAAUGUAAUGAUUGUGAGAAGGCCUUUAAUCGGAGUUCCACCCUCCUUAAACAUCAGAGAAUUCAUACUGGUGAGAAGCCAUUUAAAUGUAAUGAUUGUGGGAAGGCCUUUAAUCAGAAUUCCCACCUCCUUCGGCACCAGAGAAUUCAUACUGGUGAGAAGCCUUUUAAAUGUAAUGAUUGUGAGAAGGCCUUUAAUCGGAGUUCCAUCCUCCUUAAACACCAGAGAAUUCAUACUGGUGAGAAGCCAUUUAAAUGUAAUGAUUGUGGGAAGGCCUUUAAUCAGAAUUCCAACCUCCUUCAGCACCAGAGAAUUCAUACUGGUGAGAAGCCAUUUCAAUGUCAUGAUUGUGGGAAGGCCUUUAUUCGGAGUUCCACCCUCCUUAAACACCAGAGAAUUCAUACUGGUGAGAAGCCAUUUAAAUGUAGUGAUUGUGGGAUGGCCUUUAACCAGAGUUCAAAUUUAAUUGUCCAUCAGAGAAUUCAUACUGGAAAGCUUAUUAAAAAAUCAUGAAUGUGGUAAAGAUUUUAA
Messenger RNA from Monodelphis domestica (gray short-tailed opossum), 1981 nucleotides. RefSeq lists its product as uncharacterized. Gene Ontology annotation, biological process: regulation of transcription by RNA polymerase II. The record is from RefSeq and is a predicted model, not a curated record. NCBI's taxonomy places the organism in Eukaryota, Metazoa, Chordata, Mammalia, Didelphimorphia, Didelphidae. Gene Ontology annotation, molecular function: DNA-binding transcription factor activity, RNA polymerase II-specific; RNA polymerase II cis-regulatory region sequence-specific DNA binding.